AAUUGGACAACAACACAAGCUGAACCCGUUCUUCGCUAAAAACAAUGUCGUUUUUACUCCGUCGAAGCAUCACCGGAACCACCAGGUUUCUCUCCGCUUCACGCUAUGUCUCCACCACGGUCUUUUGACGCCAUUUCAAGCCGUAUUUUGGGAGCUUCAUCCUUGUUGCUGGUCUUCUCCUAUCCCCUUAUGAAGAGAUUUACAUUUUGGCCUCAAGCAUAUCUUGGUUUAACAUUUAAUUGGGGAGCUUUACUGGGAUGGUCUACAGUUAAGGGGAGUCUGGAUCCAGCUAUUGUGAUACCACUAUAUGCUAGUGGAGUAUUUUGGACCCUGGUGUAUGACACAAUAUAUGCUCAUCAGGAUAAGGAAGAUGAUCUUAAAGUGGGUGUUAAAUCGACGGCCUUGAGAUUUGGGGAUUCAACAAAGGAGUGGAUCACUGGGUUUGGAACUGCAUGCAUUAGUAGUCUUGCCCUCUGUGGAUUCGAUGCCGAUAUUGGGUGGUCAUUUUAUGCAUUUCUGGCAGCUGCUUCGGGUCAAUUAGCUUGGCAAAUAUGGACAGUUGACCUAUCAUGCCGGGCUGAUUGCAAUAGAAAAUUUGUGUCAAACAAAUGGUUUGGUGCUGUUGUUUUUAGUGGCAUUUUGUUUGGUAGACUUUGGUCAUAGAGGUAUUGUCACUUUUCAGUAAAGCUGACAACAUAGUGUGGUUCUGAAUUUGACCCUCUUAGGGUGUUCCUGCUUGACAUCAUCUUGAUGAUAAGGCAAACUCAUAAAAGAUAUGCCUUUUGUGAACUGGAGGACAGACAGCUUUUGUUGCUGACAUCUAGGAACUGAGCAAUAUGGCUGCGCUAGAAGUCAGAGGGGUGGGUUUAGAUCUAUUUUGUUCAUUUGGGUUAUAAAAACCAUUAGGUAGGCAUUCUUCGUUUUUAAUUCAAUUUCACUAUUUGAGAUUCAGUAUUAUAGUUAGAAUGAGACGGAUACAUACAGCAUUCUCUUUGGCCAGAAAUGUUGUUGUAAGCAUCUCAACUUAUUUUUGUUCGAAUAUGUUGAUAUUGAAGAGAAAAGCCUUGAGAGUUAUUAUUA
Populus nigra (black poplar) is the source of this 1080-nucleotide messenger RNA. Its product is annotated as 4-hydroxybenzoate polyprenyltransferase, mitochondrial-like. Gene Ontology annotation, molecular function: transferase activity, transferring alkyl or aryl (other than methyl) groups. The transcript has 7 exons. Lineage: Eukaryota; Viridiplantae; Streptophyta; Magnoliopsida; Malpighiales; Salicaceae. The coding region runs from base 106 to 663 and encodes 185 amino acids. The record is from RefSeq and is a predicted model, not a curated record. Gene Ontology annotation, biological process: ubiquinone biosynthetic process. Gene Ontology annotation, cellular component: mitochondrial inner membrane.